Peniophora sp. CBMAI 1063 is the source of this 258-nucleotide messenger RNA. The record is from the annotation of a GenBank genome assembly. Lineage: Eukaryota; Fungi; Basidiomycota; Agaricomycetes; Russulales; Peniophoraceae.
AUGCGCUGCCGCUGCGACGCGAUCGACAAUGUCAAGGCCAAGAUCCAGGAUAAGGAGUAUAGUAAGAAAGCAGCUGGUCUACUAUGCGCGGCCGCUACACGUAUACUCUGCAAGCCCGCGCCGGAGGUGGAGUCGACGUACAUGGUUGACAAUGUGAAGGCGAAGAUCCAGGAUAAGGACUAUAGUAAAGGAGUAUCAAGGUCGCCUUUGCAUCGCCGCGGUGCACCGCAUCCGCAAACCCAGAGCAUCGCAUCAUGA